This is a messenger RNA of Rhopalosiphum maidis (corn leaf aphid), 11277 nucleotides long. RefSeq names its product zinc finger homeobox protein 4 (gene zfh2). NCBI's taxonomy places the organism in Eukaryota, Metazoa, Arthropoda, Insecta, Hemiptera, Aphididae. Gene Ontology annotation, biological process: regulation of transcription by RNA polymerase II. Bases 1 to 10116 code for a protein of 3371 amino acids. Gene Ontology annotation, cellular component: nucleus. The transcript has 4 exons. Gene Ontology annotation, molecular function: DNA-binding transcription factor activity, RNA polymerase II-specific; zinc ion binding; RNA polymerase II cis-regulatory region sequence-specific DNA binding. The record is from RefSeq and is a predicted model, not a curated record.
AUGCCGUCACCGAUACCAGUACAAUCGUCCUCGCCAACAGGUGGAGGCCUAGUGGACCGUGCCGCCGGAUGGACAACAGACACACCGCCCGAAACAAACAGCGCAGCGAUUAGCAGCAACGCCGCAGCAGUUGUCGAGGCUGAUAUGAGUCCGGAAGAAGAGCAAUCAAGUUCGCCGGUGACGGGCGUGAUCGCCGGCCGGGACGACGAGGAGCGCCGGCUAACCUCGCCACCGUCGGGUAGUAAAUUCGACUCGGUGGCCAGCAAACCGGACGCCGAGUCCGAGUCGUGGGCGAACAGCAGCGACGUGGAAAAGUUUGAUGGCAAGAUCGUGUACAACCCGGACGGGUCGGCGUACAUAAUUGAGGAUAACAGUGAGCUGAGCGAAGAUGACGGCGUCGACCUUCCGUCUGAGCUCCUCGGAUCCGGAAGUAUCGUGGACGGCCGAGGCGUGAACUUGUCGCAAGCCGAGGUAUUCCCACAGAUCGCUAACGCGUUUUACGUGUCCCGGGCCAACUACGGGGAUCUGUACGAGCAGCAACAACAGCAGCAGACUAACAGUGCACCCGCGGCCGCGGCCCUUAACAGGGUGUUCCAAGACAAGAAGAUAGUUCCUGAAGUGCCGGUGAUGCACAGCUACAGGGUGUAUACUGUCCGUGAUAAAGCGGGCGCGUCAGACAACCGAACGCCGCCGUUGUCCAACGACUGUUCAACGGUACCUGUCAAGCCGAUACUCAUGUGCUUCAUAUGCAAACUGUCGUUUGGGUACGCAAAGUCUUUCGUAGCACACGCCACCGGUGAACAUGGUGUCACGCUUCAGGAAGAUGAGUACAACAUACUUGGUCACAAGAACGCGUCAGCCAUCGUGCAAUGCGUGGGCAAAGAAAAAGAGCCGCUGGUAUCGUUCCUCGAGCCUUUGGCCCUGCCCGCAAACAAAGCUCAUACUCGGACCGCGUCCCCGUCCCAGUCGUCGUCGUCGUCGUCGCCGAACGCCGCUCACAAAGUUCCUAAUGCGUUUAUUAAUGACGGUAAUCGUUCCUCCUCCUCCGACGGCGGUGGCGGCAGCGGUGGCGACCAGAAAGGUUGCCCGGAAAGCCUGGUGGUGCACAGGCGCAACUCCACGCCGCCCACCUCUUCUCCGAGCGUCAAUACAGUUCCUGAGACGUCCGUCUCCCUACCUCAAUCUGGUAGUCCUAGAAGUAAUGUUAACUCGUUUAGUAUAAGUAAAAACAAUAAUUGUAGUAAUAAAGCCGCCGCCUCUGCAACUGGUAGUAGGUCCAAUAUGUACGAUUGUAUCAUGGAUCUGACCAGGAAGAGUCCAAUAUCUGCGUUGGCCGUGUCAUCAGGCACGUCAGCCCGGAGCAACAGCGCAUCACCGGGUGCUAGCCCGUCGCCGGGCACCACACUCAGCCCGCAACUCAUAUCGGGCAAUGCACCGUUAUCGUAUCCACAACCACCGCCCAACUUCAUGACCGGCACUACGAUUGGUGUAUGUCCAGAUCACAUGAACGGUAGGCCAAGUGGAGUGGACUGUGCCAGAUGUGAGCUAAUUUUAAGUUCCUCGAGACUAGGUGGCGUUGGUGGGUCGCUGGUCGGUAUGCACUCUAGAAACUCGUGUAAAACGCUUAAAUGCCCUAAAUGCAAUUGGCACUACAAAUACCAAGAGACGCUAGAGAUACACAUGAAAGAAAAACACCCCGAAUCUGAGACGUCGUGCGUGUAUUGUAUUGCCGGACAACCGCAUCCGCGGUUGGCUAGGGGUGAGACGUACACGUGUGGUUACAAACCGUAUCGUUGCGAAGUGUGCAACUACUCAACGACUACUAAAGGCAACCUGAGCAUACACAUGCAAUCCGACAAACAUCUAAACAACAUGCAAGAGUUACAAAACGGCGGUGUUGCCGGAAAUGAAAUGCAAAGGCACCAAGCUUCGUCACCGUCUCAGCACCCAAAACAGUCUUCAGCCAUGAGUCCGGGGUCGACGAGCAGCCAACAUCCAGCCAUGAACAGCCCAAUGAUUAAUCAGAAGCCCAAGCCUACGUUUAGGUGCGAGGUGUGCAACUAUGAGACUAACGUAGCCCGAAACCUUCGCAUACACAUGACCAGUGAGAAGCAUACACACAAUAUCAUGGUUUUGCAGCAAAGCGUCAAACAUAUGCAGACACUCAACGCUCUACAGACGCAUCACCAACAGCAAAUGAACUUCGAGUCGCUAAUGCACUUCCACCCGGGGCUCACGUUACCCGGAGACAAGCCACCGCCGCACACCGAGGCAGCACUCGCCGACAUGGCUUACAACCAGGCGUUACUCAUACAAAUGAUGACCGGUGGACAAAUGCCGCCACAUUUCGCGGGUGACGUGUCCCCUCACGUCGACACCGACAUCGGACUGAACCCAGAGACCAUGGAACCACCGCCCGAGCCGGUGGACAAAAAUCCAAACUUCAUGUUCCAAUGCAGUACGUGCAGCACUUUUGUCACGGACUCGUUGGAGACGCUAUCGCAUCACUUGUCCACCGACCGGACCAAAGUACGCGAACAAGAAAUACUCACUGUGGUAGCUGGAAACUACAUAUGCAACCUAUGCACGUACAAGACGAACCUGAAGGCAAACUUUCAGCUACAUUGCAAGACCGACAAACAUUUACAGAGGCUGCAGCACGUCAACCAUGUGAAAGAAGGCGGGCCGCAGAAUGAGUGGAAGCUCAAGUACAUGUCAUCGCCCGGUGGCGUCCAAGUCAGGUGCAAUGCGUGCGAUUACUAUACAAACAGCACGCACAAGCUACAACUUCACUGUUCCGGACAAAGGCACGAGGCCGCCUCGCUGUUGUUCCGGUAUCUGCGGGACAACGACGCCGGUGAAGCUUCUGUCUAUCAUUGUUUGCUGUGCGAGUUCUCUAGCAAAGAUAAAUUACCACUAUUGCAACACGUCAGAACCGUGAAACACAUGCAAAUGGAGCAGCUGCACCAAAUGCAAAGGCGGUCCGAUGGCAAAGACAUACAAACUGACAUUAACAUGGUGUUCCAAGUGACCAGUGCUCCGCAAACGUCUAUGUCUGUAGAUAGCGACCAAGAACAAGAUCGCGAAAACAAAGGAGACAACGAAAGUCCUAAUAUGUCUAUGGAUGCAAUGAAAGCAGAAAGUUCCGAACAGUUCGAAUUGGACUCUAAUCUCAACUCACCAAAAAUUACCGAAGGUCAAGAACAACUGACUCCCACCGAACAAAAGAAAAACGAAUUGUACUGUCCACUUUGCCAAGAUGUUUUCGAAGAUUUAAUUAAUUUCGAAAAACAUUUAAUGAAUAUUCAUAGUGUAAACUCCGAAGGUCUCCAACGGUUGCUAAGCUUGGUCAACCAAUCACAUUGGUUGAACUCAUCAAAAUCUUCACAGCAGAGUCCUCCUCAUACUUCAACUAAUCCACCGUCGCCCGACUUAGAUAAAUCAAUUGAAAAAUCUGACGAAAUACAAGAUCAAGAUACUGACGAAAAUAAAUGUCCAACAUGUCAAAAAGUGUGCAAAAAUAUUGACGAUUUAUGUCAACAUCAAAACGAUACCGGCCACGUCGAAAUUAAACAGACACCAAAUGGACCGGGAUACCUGUGCUGGAAAAAAGGUUGCAACUUGUAUUUUACUACAGUGCAAAAUUUACAUAUUCAUUUCCGCGAAGUACACGCUGGACAACAAAACAUUCUUGUGUCCGAAAAACAUGUUUACAAAUACAGAUGCAAUCAGUGUAGUUUGGCAUUCAAAACACUUGACAAAUUGCAAGCGCAUUCCCAGUAUCACGCCAUAAGAGACCUGACGAAGUGCAUAUUGUGCAGACGUAGUUUCAGGACUGUUGCUACGUUUCAAAAACACUUGCAAACCGCCCAUCCAGAUCUAGCGCAAGCUGAUCUUGAAGCGUUGAAGCAAAACUCCAUGCUCCAAUUCGAUCAGUCAGCUGACGAAAAAAUGGAAAUCGACGAGUCCGUCGACGACGAAGAAGAAAAGGACGAAGAACCUGAAUGUGACAACAGUGACGAUUCGAUCGCGUUUAAGCAACAGCAAUUGAUUGAAGAUUACAUGAACGGACAGACACUAGCUGAAGAUGGGUACAAUGAUUCAGAAAGAAAGUACAAGUGUCACAGGUGCAAAGUGGCAUUCACCAAUCAGAAGUACCUAACGCAUCACAACAAAACGCUUUUGCAUCGCAAAGGUGAAAAACAGACUUAUCCAAUGGAAAAAUAUCUCGACCCCAACCGGCCGUUUAAGUGCGAGGUGUGCAAAGAGUCGUUCACACAAAAAAAUAUACUUUUAGUGCACUAUAACUCUGUUCUUCAUUUACACAAGCUAAAGCGAUCCAUGCAAGAGCAACAACAACAAUUAAACAACAAUAACACACCAAUCGUAUCAAAUAACUCGUCUUUCGCCGCCGUGAAUGCGUCUAAGACAUCGGGCUCAACGUCGGAAGACGACGACAAAAAACCGUACAAGUGCAACAUAUGCAAAGUCGCUUACACGCAAGGCUCGACAUUGGACAUUCAUAUGAGAUCAGUCUUGCACCAGACUAGAGCUUCAAAGCUGCACGAUCUUGCGUUGGCUGGACAGGUAGACCUGACCAAACCAAUAAUCGAGCAACCGGAACAGGGCAGUAGACCACCAUCACAAAACCGACAGGACGCCGAAAGCCAAGCGUCCAGCAAAGAUGAACAACAACAACAACAAUUACAACUACCACAACAACAACAACCACAACCACAACCACAAAACCACCACCAAAAAGGCAACCAGCUGAGUUGUCAACGGUGCAAUGCUUUGUUUUCGAAUCAAGAUCAACUCAACACUCAUCAACAGCUAUACUGUAUGUUCGGAACUCCGAUGAAUAUGUUGCCAAUGAAUCCUACGCUAGCUUUUGCGGCCAAUAAUUUGAGUGCUGCCGUACAGGGUCCAAAAUCGCCGUCGCAGCAGAUAACGCUGACCGAAGAACAGCUGUUAAAAGUGCCAUUGGCACUUCAAGGCAAGAAGCACUCACAUAUGUACAAGCUUUUGGAGAGCUAUGGGUUCGAUCUGGUGAUGCAAUUCAACGAAAACCAUCAGAAGCGGAAAGAAAAUGAAAAGUUACUACAAGAACUCACCGCCCAAAUAGAAAUGGAACAGCAGGCGAACGCUGUCAAAGAAGAAAUAAAUGAAAUAAAUGAAGAAGAUACCGGUGACUUGCCAGAAGUUGCUAAGUCGACAUGCGUGCACUGUAACAAGGAGUUCUCUAGCGUGUGGGUACUUAAAGCUCACUGUGAAGAAGUACACAAGGACCUAGUACCUUUUGAUUUUCUUGAGAAGUAUGCCAAACAGAUUAAAUGCGAGAUAGAAAAGAAAGGCAACGAACCACCGACCGUCAACACAACCACGUCAUUGCCGUCAUCGACAUCUGUGUCUACCACUACUACGCCGACGGCCAGGAUCGGUUCGCCGUCCGAGGAUGUGUCCGUAAAGACGGAAAAUGAACAGGACAUCGAAGCACAAACGGAAAAUGCUGAUUACAUGUCUAACGCGGCCACAUCGUCGACUGGUGAACCGUCCAACGUUAACAUGUCUGGUGUACCACCGAACAUCCCUCUGUCGGUCGCGCAACACUUGAAUGAAAUGCAAGCGGCAUUCAACGCGAUGGCCGCGUCACAACUAACUCAACAACUACAACAGUUUAAUCCUAUGAUGGUAGCUAGUAUGGCCGGUCUCGGCAUGGGGCUACCUUUAGGCCUCAAUAUGCAAGCGCUCGCCGCUAUGAAUCUUCAACCACCGUUGGUCCCGAUGAUGAUGCCGCCACCGAAUUUCGAAUCCAUAAUGAGUUCGCAACAAAAUACGAUUUUCCAACAACAGCCCAACUCCAUAGACCCGACUGGAAUCCUGGCUAAACAACAACAGUUACUCCAACAACAGCAACAAGUGCAACAAAAUUCGCAACAAAAACGAGCGAGGACACGCAUCACUGAUGAUCAAUUGAAAAUCCUACGUGCUCACUUUGACAUAAACAAUUCUCCAUCUGAAGAUCAAAUUCAAGAAAUGGCUAGCCAAAGUGGUCUCCCACCCAAAGUCAUCAAACAUUGGUUUAGAAAUACAUUGUUUAAGGAAAGACAGAGAAAUAAAGAUUCUCCGUACAAUUUUAAUAAUCCACCAUCGACCACAUUAAAUUUGGAAGAAUACGAGAAAACUGGGGAGGCGAAAGUGAUGCCUCUCACUCAACCGAUACCAAUAAUCGAAAACACUGAUGUCAUCGUUAUUAAAGAAGCACCUAAGACACCUACAUUUGCGAAAAAGAAGCCCUUACAGACCAGCACUCCAAAUAAUAACACUGUUGUGCGAGCACAAAGCCAAACGCCCACAUUUCCACAACAACAGACAUUUGCUCAAAACUUUUCGAGACCGUUCACCACACAACCGAUAGAGUCUCCAGUGAAGAUGGAAUCACAAGUCAAACCAGAACUGAAAGAUGCCGAAACCAGUCAACCUGAAACGAAAUUUCCAUGGGGCAAUCCCGAGUCUCCGUCCAAACGUAGAGAUUCGGUUGAAGAAAAACAAAACCUGUACCUCCAUCACGACAGAGGGUCUCCUCUUGAUUUAAACGCGGCCGAGAAUCUUACUUUGUCCUCGAUACUCACUUCUCAACAUCAAGAAAUAAAUAUGUCAAAUGCGAUUUCUACCAGCAAUAUGCUACCACCGAAAAUAUCUGCAUCGAGUUUUACGUCACCGCCACAAAUGUCGGUAACCACACAAUCUGGCCCGAGAAGCAUUAGCCCCGGUAGAUCUCCUAAUUCAUCCGAUGGCUUUCCGCAUUCAAUCAUGAUGAAUCAGAGUAGCGGUGGUUCCGGUGGUUCUACUUCAUCUGGUAAACGGGCAAAUAGAACUCGUUUUACAGAUUGUCAGAUCAAAGUGCUUCAAGAGUUCUUUGAAAACAACGCCUAUCCAAAAGACGAUGACCUCGAGUAUCUAUCUAAAUUGCUGAACUUGAGCCCCAGAGUGAUUGUCGUGUGGUUCCAAAACGCUCGUCAAAAAGCUAGAAAAGUGUACGAAAAUCAGCCAGCCGUAGAACCUGCACCAGGUAUUGUUGAGGAGGGAUCAAAUCGAUUUCAAAGAACACCUGGUUUGAACUAUCAGUGUAAUAAAUGCCUGUUAGUUUUCCAGAGAUAUUAUGAACUUAUUAGACAUCAGAAGACGCACUGUUUCAAAGAAGAGGACGCUAAAAGAUCAGCUCAAGCUCAAGCAGCGGCCGCCCACAUCGCAGCUGCAUUGAGCUCCGAAGAUUCCAACUCGAGCACUGUAGAAAAUCAUCAAGGACAAAGCGCCAAUUCUAAUCCGAUGACUCCAAAUCCGACGCCGACUCCGAGUUUGACGUACCCGACGUCACCGAUUCAAACAUCAUCAUCGCAUGACAAGGAAAAUGUUUACAACUGCGAACACUGUAACUCUGUGUUCACAAAACUUGACCAGUGGAAAGAACAUCAACAAGUCCAUUUAAUGAACCCAAAUUUGUUUCCUACCUAUCAUCCAGAGAGCGCUUUCGGAAUUUUACAACAACAGGCACAAUUACACCAACAACAACAGCAGCUCCAACAACAACAAUCUCAGUCACAGCAGAUGAGCGGUACUUCUGAAAUGAACGCUAACCCUACAUCGUUAAUUUUGUCCAUGAUGCAACAGAAUAAUAAAAGGUCAUUUGAUGAAUUUGACGAUCACAGUGAUAAAGAAACCGAGUUCACAAAAGACAAACGCUUGAGGACCACUAUUUUACCUGAACAGUUGGAUUAUUUGUAUCAAAAAUAUCAAAUCGAGAGUAAUCCAUCUAGAAAGAUGUUAGAAAGUAUUGCGCAAGAAGUGGGCCUAAAAAAACGCGUGGUCCAAGUAUGGUUCCAAAAUACUAGGGCCAGAGAGCGAAAAGGCCAGUUUAGAGCUCAUUCGCAAGCGAUCAAUAAGAGAUGUCCUUUCUGUUCUGCCAUUUUCAAAAUCAAAUCGGCGUUAGAAUCGCAUUUGCAGACCAAACACCCGGAACAGUGUUCCAGGGGAUACAUCAACGUAGACAACAUUCCGGAUGAGGAUGUCAGUAUGGACUCGUUCGCGUCAUCCCAAAUGAGCGAAAUUGGGCAAAAGAACCAGACGUAUGCACCGAACCCAUACUAUCAGAAUGCGGAUGACGUGGAAAACUUGGGUAAAAUGUACCAAGAGUCAUUGAAGAGAUACAUGGAGGAAAUGCAACAGUCAAGCAUGCAGAAUGGCGUUCUAUCCGAGAGUGGUGAGAAAACCAAACCAGAGGGAGACAGUCCGCUGGAUCUGAGCAAACCUGUGGAUUUACGUAUGGACCAAGAACAGGACGAUGACGAAGACAGCAUGUCAGAGUGCACGGAUAUUAUGGACGACGAAAGCCCAGCGUCACCGGCGUCGAGCACUCAAAGCGGUCAGCAGAGGGUGAACGCUCCAGGUGGCAGCAGUAGCAGUCAAAACAAACGAUACCGGACGCAAAUGAGCAACGUGCAGGUGAAAGUAAUGAAAGCACUAUUUGAUGACUACAAAACCCCGACGAUGGGUGAGUGCGAGAUGCUAGGCCGUGAGAUCGGCUUGGCAAAGCGCGUGGUUCAGGUGUGGUUCCAAAACGCACGGGCCAAGGAGAAGAAGUACAAGUUGCAAACGAAGCAGAACCAAGAACUGACCGGGCCACCGGACGAGUGCAAAUAUUGUCGAUUCAAAUACACACACAAGUACUCCGUCCAGGACCACAUAUUCACCAGCCGGCACAUCGCACUGGUAAAGCAGCACGUGGAGAGCCGCAUGUCAGUGUCUGACAUGUCGGGCAACUGCAGUGACGGCGACUUCACGGUGCCGCCCACCCCAGGCGAUCCGCACAACAACAACCUGCCCAACCAGCAAGUCAACCAGCUGCAGAUGCUCCAGCUGGCCGGGCUCAUUGGCCAGUCACCCGUUGCGCAAGCCGUGGCCAUGGCCACCAUAGCGAAGCUGGAUGGCAAGGACCAGUCGCAGAUGACCGCCGAGGAGCUGGCCUUGUUGCCGCACCUAUACAACUUGGGCGUGAGUUUCCAGCAAGGAUUCAUGCACCCGGGCACAGCCAUGAUGACGUCGCCAGCCGGAGGCGUUCCUAGCACCACGGCGGCCACGACCAACGGUAUGCGUACGACUGCUGUCGCAGCAGCAGCAGCCGCAGCCGCCGCAGCUAACAACAACAACACGUCCACGGGCACCAUGACACCAGCCGCUGGCUCCCAAGAACAUCAGCAACAGCAACAACAGACCGGCCAGUCGGGAACUCCGGUGCGGAUGCUCCAACUCGACCAGUCGGUGAUCCAGGCCAUCGCCGACCGGUGCAGGACGGUGCGUCCCGACCAGACAGCCGUGGUCGAAGUGGCGGCCACCGUGCCGGCCUCCGAACUGCCGGCCGAGGGUUACGCCAUCGACGGCGGCCGGACGGUUGGGCAUGCGUGCGCUAAGUGCCAGUUGGCGUUCCCGGAUAACGGGGGCCUAGCCGCGCACCAGCAACGCGACUGCCGCACCACCGGAUCCGUGGCCCUGGCCCAUCCCGCGUACGGAUGCCGGUCCUGCGGCAUCGGGGCCAAUGGCGAGACCAACACGUACGGCACUGUGCACGCUCUGCGCGCACAUAUCGAGACGGCCCACCGCGGCGGUCAUUACGGCACCGCCACCUCUUCGGUCGGCCGCCACCAACAUCUGCAGCAACAGCAACAGCAGCAGCAGCAACACCACCACCACCACCACCAUCACCUUCAGCAGCAACACCAACAGCAGCAACAACAGCAGCAGCAACACCAGCAACAGCAACUGCACAUGCAGCAGCUCCAACCGUCGCCCAACCUCUCGGACGAGAUGGAGGAUGUGGUGAACCAGAUCACGGCACUGGCCGCAGCCAAGGCGGUCGGCCGCAGUCCGUCGCCGCGCGACCUCAACAGCGACUCGAACGCCAAUCUGUUUUGCGCGCCGUCCGCCGACAAGAAGUCGUCCGGUACCGCCGCCGCCGCAGCCGCAGCAGCAGCCGCCGCGGCCACCGCCAAGAUGCACAAGUUCACAGCGCCGCCGGCCGCGUGCAACGUCGCGCCAGCCGUGCCAAGUAGUGGCCAAUAACUCCGACCGAUCUACGAAUCCGACCACCAUCCAUCAUCAUUUGUUCGCCGUCAGCACGCGAGCCGCAGACUUCUUCGGUUUCGCCGUCACUGCCGCCGCUGACGAUGACUACGACAAAAUAUGUUAUGUAAAACGUAUGUAAUGUGUGUAUGUAUAUUAUUAUUAUUAUUAUUAUUAUUAUUAUUACUAUUAUUUAUUUAUUUAUUUAUAUAUUAUUGUGUAAAACUUACCCAAAGUUCCUUUUCGACACACUCAUGUUCCUGGGGAGAGGACUUUCUUCAUUUUUUUUUUUUAGUUAUUGCGAUUUUCUUGCACUCGUAUGAUAUAAUAAUACAGUGUUAUCCGUAUACGCUGCGCGUCUUUAUUCUCGUCGGAUAAACAAUUAUUGAUGAAAUAUAAUUACGAAAAAAAAAAACAGUAUCACACCUCUCCCCUUUUUUGCGCGUCCCGUCUUAAAAGUUGUGUAUUAAGUAAACAAUUUCUACGGUCUUUCGUUUCCUCACUAUUUUUGUUUUCAUCUCAAAAAAGGUACGUAGUUCCUCGUAUUAAAGAAAAUCACUAACGAUACGAAAAGAAUUAAUUAUUUAUGUGUGUAUAAAAAAAACAAAAAAAUACGAUAACUGAAAGUUCCUUUACGCUACUUGUUUGUUUGUUUGUUUGUUUGUUUAUUUAUUUAUUUAUUAUUAUUAUAUUAUUACUAUUAUUAUACUAUUUAAUAGUAUUAUAUAGGUUUUUUUCUUAUUUUUUUUUUUUAUUGACGCUGUUUAAAAAGAUACGUGCGGUUUUUUGGAAACUACUAAUGAAAAUAUGGUAUAAUUAUAUAAAACGAAAACGUACUAAACUCGAUUGCACGAGUUAUUAUGAAACGAUGUAAAAUUUAGCGCAAUCAUUUACGGUCGCUUAGUAUUUCUUAGCAUAUGUUUAGAGUAUAUAUAAAUACGUAUAUAUAUAUAUAAUAUAUAUAUAGGUUUGUGUAAAUAUGAAAAGAGAGUACGGAAAGAUUAAACCGAAAAAUCAUCAUUAGGUUUUAAGUAUUGUAAUGCAUUUCUACAAUUAUUAUUAUUAUUAUUAUUAUACGUUUUAGGUAGGUAAUUUUAUUUAAUGAAUAUUUAUUGUAUUCAAAAUUAUUAUUGAUAUUAAGUCAAGUAACAAACACCUCGC